This is a messenger RNA of Lachancea sp. 'fantastica', 6453 nucleotides long. The record is from the annotation of a GenBank genome assembly. Lineage: Eukaryota; Fungi; Ascomycota; Saccharomycetes; Saccharomycetales; Saccharomycetaceae.
AUGCUACAAUCCGACAAAUUUGACGUUUUGGAGGAAGCAUACGAUGGUGGCCUUCCUUUGAGCGUCGACGUAGCUGGAUUUGGCACUUCGUCCUCCAAGACCCAGUUUUGGGCCGAUUCCAUUCCACAAAAACAAGGUCUGUACGAUCCAGAAUACGAGCGCGACGCUUGUGGUGUGGGUUUCGUUGCCAACAUCAAGGGAGUACCUUCACACAAAAUUGUUUCCGAUGCUCGUUACUUGCUGUGUAACAUGACGCACAGAGGUGCAGUCUCUUCAGGUGGGAACGGUGACGGUGCCGGUAUCCUGGUUGGAAUCCCUCACGAAUUCAUGAAGCGCGAAUUCAAGCUAGAGCUUGACAUCGACGUACCAGCCAGGGGCCAGUACGCCGUGGGCAAUUUUUUCUUCAAAAAAGACUCCACCGAUGCUCUAGACGUUGGAAAACGUGUUUUCGAAGAAAUUGCAUUGUCUUUGGGACUUACAGUGUUGGGCUGGCGGUCAGUUCCCCGCGACUCGUCUUUAUUAGGCGCCGUCGCUCUUUCGCGCGAGCCUGCUAUUUUACAGCCACUAGUUGUACACACUGCGGCUCAUCAAGAACAUCGUCAAAUCUCCGACGAGGAAUUCAAGUCCAAAUACGACGUGGAGUUCCAAACUUUUCUAUACAGUCUGCGGAAAAAAGCAACAUCUGCGAUUGGUAUCCAAAAUUGGUUCUAUGCCUGUUCUUUGAAUACCAAAACAAUUGUUUACAAAGGUCAACUGACUCCAACCCAGGUGUAUCACUAUUAUCACGAUUUGACCAAUGCUCAUUUCGAAUCUCAUAUGGCUUUAGUACACUCUCGUUUCUCCACAAACACCUUCCCAUCUUGGGACAGAGCCCAACCACUGCGGUGGAUUGCGCACAACGGUGAAAUCAAUACUCUGCGUGGUAACAAGAACUCGAUGCGGUCGCGCGAAGGUGUCAUGUCCUCUGAAACGUUCAAAGAAAACCUUGAGCAGCUUUAUCCUAUUAUUGAGGAGGGCGGUUCUGACUCUGCGGCUCUAGACAAUGUCUUGGAACUGUUAGUGAUCAACGGUGCGCUAUCCUUGCCAGAGGCUAUCAUGAUGAUGGUUCCAGAGGCUUAUCAUAAAGACAUGGACUCAAACUUGAAGGCUUGGUUUGAUUGGGCCGCAUGCCUCAUGGAACCUUGGGAUGGCCCUGCUCUUUUAAACUUUACCGAUGGACGCUACUGUGGUGCGAUGCUUGACAGAAAUGGUCUUCGGCCUUGCCGUUACUACAUAACCUCUGAUGAUCGCGUCAUUUGCGCCUCUGAGGUUGGUGUUAUUCAAGUCGACAAUUCGUUGAUCGUCCAAAAGGGAAAACUGAAGCCAGGCGACAUGCUUUUGGUUGACACGGAGCUCGGGCAAAUGGUAGACACCAAAAAAAUGAAGUCUCAAUUUGCCAAGAAGCAGGACUUCAAGUCAUGGCUUUCCAAGUUAAUCAAGAUAGAGGAUUUACUUGUGAAAACUGAAAAGUACGCAUCCAAAACAUUUUUGAGCGAAGAACACUCAUCUUUGAAAGCUCAACAAGAUCCCAGACUUCUAGCACUAGGCUACACGUUUGAGCAGGUGUCUAUGGUGCUUGUUCCCAUGGCUCUCGGGAGCAAGGAAGCACUUGGAUCCAUGGGAAAUGAUGCUCCCUUGGCAUGUUUGAAUGAAGAUCCGGUCCUGUUUUAUGAUUAUUUCAGACAACUUUUUGCUCAGGUAACUAACCCUCCUAUCGACCCCAUUCGUGAAGCUAACGUUAUGUCUUUAGAAUGUUACGUGGGUCCUCAAGGUAAUCUCCUAGAGAUUCAUCCAUCCCAGUGCGACCGGCUGCUUUUGAAGUCUCCUAUUCUCCAUUGGAAAGAGUACGAGGCUAUUAAGAACAUUGAGAAAGCUCAUCCAACCUGGUCGACGGCUAACAUUGAUAUCACAUUUGAGAAGUCACAAGGCCUACUCGGCUACACCACUGCAUUAGACCGCAUAACUCAAGAUGCAUCUGAUGCUAUCGAUCAAGGCAAGCGUAUCCUAAUGCUUUCCGAUAGAAGGCUGGGCGCUGACCGUGUCCCUUUAUCGUCUUUGAUCGCUGUCGGUGCUAUCCAUCAUCAUUUGAUAAGGAACAAGCAACGUUCGCAAGUCGCAUUGAUCUUAGAAACUGGAGAAGCCAGAGAAGUUCACCACUUCUGUGUCCUUCUAGGUUAUGGCUGUGACGCCAUCUUUCCUUACUUGGCAAUGGAAACUCUUGUGAGAAUGAAUCAAGAGGGGCUGGUCCGCAAUGUUGACAACGAAGACCUUGUCAUCGACGAUAACAAGCUGUUGGAAAACUACAAGCACGCCGUCGACGGUGGCAUACUGAAGGUCAUGUCGAAGAUGGGCAUUUCCACACUAGCUUCCUAUAAGGGUGCACAAAUUUUCGAGUCUCUGGGUAUCGACAAUACCGUAGUAGAUCUGUGUUUUGCAGGAACCGCCUCUAGAAUUCAAGGUGUUACAUUUGAGUACAUUGCGCAGGAUGCCUUUUCGAUGCACGAACGUGGAUUUCCAAGCAGGAAAACCAUUACCAAGUCAGUCAACCUACCAGAGAGCGGUGAGUAUCACUGGAGAGAUGGCGGAGCCAAGCACAUAAAUGACCCUACGGCCAUCGCAUCCCUUCAAGAUUCCGUUCGCAAUAAAAAUGAGAAUGCUUGGGAAAUGUAUGUGAAGAAGGAAAUGGAAGCCAUAAGAGAUUGUACUUUGAGAGGACUGCUAGAACUAAAUUUUGAUGACGCAACGCCAAUUCCACUCGAGCAGGUGGAGCCCUGGACGGAGAUCGCUAGGAGAUUUGCAACAGGUGCCAUGUCUUAUGGCUCGAUUUCUAUGGAGGCCCAUUCGACCUUGGCGGUUGCGAUGAAUAGACUUGGCGCCAAAUCUAACUGUGGUGAAGGUGGUGAAGACUCCGAGCGCAGCAUUGUACAUGCCAAUGGCGACACGAUGAGGUCAGCCAUCAAGCAGGUCGCUUCCGCGCGUUUUGGUGUCACUUCACACUACUUGUCGGAUGCAGAUGAAAUCCAAAUAAAGAUUGCUCAAGGGGCCAAACCUGGUGAAGGUGGUGAAUUGCCGGCGCAUAAAGUAUCUCCAGAUAUUGCUAAGACCAGGCAUUCUACCCCUUACGUGGGCCUCAUUUCUCCGCCUCCUCACCAUGAUAUAUACUCUAUCGAGGAUUUGAAACAGUUGAUCUAUGAUCUCAAAUGUUCAAAUCCGAGAGCAGGCAUAUCUGUGAAGCUGGUAUCUGAAGUUGGUGUUGGAAUCGUUGCUUCUGGUGUGGCAAAGGCCAAGGCUGAUCACAUCCUCGUAUCCGGCCACGACGGUGGCACUGGUGCGUCGAGGUGGACAGGUAUCAAGUAUGCCGGUUUGCCUUGGGAGUUAGGUCUUGCCGAGACGCAUCAAACCCUGGUUUUGAAUGACUUGAGACGUAAUGUUGUUGUCCAAACCGAUGGUCAACUUAGAACCGGUUUUGAUAUCGCAGUUGCCGUUCUGUUAGGGGCUGAAUCUUUUACUUUGGCUACCGUGCCUCUUAUUGCCAUGGGAUGUAUCAUGUUAAGGAAAUGCCAUCUUAAUGCAUGCGCUGUCGGCAUCGCCACACAGGAUCCACUACUAAGAGAGAAAUUUAAAGGUCAGCCCGAACAUGUCAUCAACUUCUUUUACUACUUGAUUCAGGACUUGCGUAAAAUCAUGGCAAAGUUAGGAUUCCGUACUAUUGAUGAAAUGGUGGGACAUUCAGAGAAAUUGAAGAAGCGAGAAAACGUCAACACCAAAGCCAUCAACAUUGACCUUUCCCCAAUUUUGACGCCUGCUCAUGUUAUCCGCCCAGGUGUCGCAACAAAAUUCACUAAAAAGCAAGACCAUAAGCUGCAUACGCGUUUGGACAACAAACUGAUCGAUGAAGCCGAAGUAACACUGGAUCGCGGUCUCCCUGUCAACAUUGAUGCCUCAAUAAUCAACACAGAUCGUGCUUUGGGUGCCACUUUGUCUUACAGAAUAUCCAAGAAGUUCGGUGAAGACGGGCUUCCCCAAGACACCGUCGUCGUUAACAUCGAAGGUUCUGCCGGUCAGUCCUUCGGUGCCUUCUUGGCCUCAGGAGUAACUUUUAUCUUGGAUGGUGAUGCCAACGAUUAUGUUGGAAAAGGACUUUCUGGUGGACGCUUAGUUAUUAGGCCACCACCAGGCUCCAGCUUCAAGAGCGACGAGAAUGUGAUCGUGGGUAAUACCUGCUUCUAUGGUGCUACUACCGGUACCGCGUUCAUUUCCGGUGUUGCUGGAGAACGUUUUUGCGUGCGUAAUUCAGGUGCCACCAUAGUUGUUGAAAGAAUCAAGGGUAACAACGCUUUUGAGUACAUGACAGGUGGACGUGCCGUUGUUCUUUCUCAGAUGGAAUCCUUGAAUGCCUUUUCAGGUGCCACUGGCGGUAUUGCAUACUGUCUGACCUCGGAUUACGAUGAUUUCGCUGGAAAAAUCAACUUGGAAACCGUUGAGCUACAAAACUUAGUUGAUACCGUGGAGAUCGCAUUUGUUAAAAACCUAAUUCAAGAGCACUUCAACUACACGAAGUCUGAACUUGCUGCCAGAAUUUUGGGUAAUUUUAACCACUAUUUAAAGAACUUCGUCAAAGUGAUUCCGACUGAUUACAAAAAGGUUUUGGAGAAGGUGUCAGUUGAGAAGAUCAAGCAGAAGGAAGCAAAUACGGCGAAAUUCUUGAAAAAGUUCAAUUCCGGCACUGAUUUGAAAGCGGAUGCUACUAACGGCGAGGUUGACGGUAUAAGAGACUCUAGAAUCAAAGCUUCAACUACCAGCCACAAAGCGACGCUAGCAGAACCGAAAGUACAGGAUUUAGAAGACGCCGUUCAGAACACUGACCAACUAGAAAAAAAUGUGGAGAAAAUUGAGAAAACUCGUGGGUUCAUGUUGUACAAGGUUCGUCACGAGAAGUAUCGCGGCUCUAAUUCGCGUACGAAGGAUUGGAAAGAGCUAUCUAGCUGCCUAACAAAAAAAGAUGCCAAAUACCAGACUGCCAGAUGUAUGGAUUGUGGUGUUCCCUUCUGUACUGCUGACACUGGCUGUCCAAUUUCCAAUGUUAUUCCCAAAUUCAACGAACUUGUUUUCAAAAAUCAAUGGAAGCUCGCUCUGGACAAACUGCUAGAAACGAACAAUUUCCCUGAAUUCACUGGUCGUGUGUGCCCGGCACCUUGUCAAGGCUCAUGUACUUUGGGUAUCAUUGACGAUCCCGUUGGUAUCAAGUCUAUUGAGCGUUUGAUCAUCGAUAAUGGUUUCAAAGAGGGGUGGAUCAAGCCCCAAAUCCCAGAGUUCAAGACGGGUCGUACAGUUGCAGUAAUUGGUUCUGGUCCAGCAGGUUUGGCAUGUGCUGAUCAGCUAAACAGGGCAGGCCAUUCUGUGACCGUUUAUGAAAGAGCUGACCGCUGCGGCGGUUUGCUGAUGUAUGGGAUUCCAAACAUGAAGCUUGACAAAUCAAUUGUUCAACGCCGUAUCGAUUUAAUGGCUGCCGAGGGUGUAAGCUUUAUCAACAAUGUGGAAAUAGGAAAAGACAUUUCAAUCGAAGAACUAAAAAAUGCGCAUCAUGCCAUAGUCUACGCGAUUGGUUCCACAAUUCCUAGGGAUUUGAGAAUACCGGGACGUGAAUUGAAGAACAUCGAUUUUGCUAUGUCGUUGUUGACAGCCAACACUAAGGCGCUGCUGAACAAGGACUUGGAAAUUAUUCGUCAACAGAUCGCUGGUAAAAAGGUCAUCGUAAUUGGGGGUGGUGAUACUGGUAACGACUGUCUGGGUACUUCGGUCAGACACGGUGCAGCUUCCGUCUUAAACUUCGAGCUUUUGCCUCAACCACCUAAUGAGCGCUCAAAGGACAAUCCUUGGCCACAAUGGCCUCGGGUCAUGAGAGUUGACUACGGUCACGCAGAAGUUAAGGAGCAUUACGGGAGAGACCCUCGCGAGUACUGUAUUCUCUCGAAAGAAUUUAUUGGAAAUGAAGACGGUGAAGUAAAGGCUAUCAAAACCGUACGGGUGGAGUGGAAAAAAUCAGAGUCUGGUGUCUGGCAGAUGGUUGAGGUCCCAGGCAGCGAAGAAAUUUUUGAGGCCGAUAUUGUGCUUUUGUCGAUGGGUUUCGUGGGUCCAGAAUUAUUCGAGGAUCCUGACCUUGUGAAGACUAAGCGGGGAACGAUCGGUACAUUGACUGAUGCUUCAUACUCGGUGGACGGUGGUAAAAUCUUCACUGCCGGUGACUGCAGACGUGGUCAGUCUUUGAUUGUGUGGGCCAUCCAGGAAGGUAGAAAGUGCGCUACUUCUGUUGACAGCUUCUUGAUGGGCUCCACUAACCUUCCAGGAAACGGGGGUAUUGUGAAGCGUGACUACAGGCUAUUGGAAGAAUUGGCAUCGACUGUCGGCGCCUGA